Messenger RNA from Osmerus eperlanus (European smelt), 3957 nucleotides. It is a transcript of the gene anxa11a, whose product is annotated as annexin A11a. Gene Ontology annotation, cellular component: cytoplasm. The coding region runs from base 149 to 1831 and encodes 560 amino acids. Lineage: Eukaryota; Metazoa; Chordata; Actinopteri; Osmeriformes; Osmeridae. The transcript is spliced from 15 exons. Gene Ontology annotation, biological process: phagocytosis; cytokinetic process. The record is from RefSeq and is a predicted model, not a curated record. Gene Ontology annotation, molecular function: calcium ion binding; calcium-dependent phospholipid binding.
UGUGAACCGCUUCUGUCAGUGGGUGUUGGACAUUCACAGCGCAUGGAAAGUAUGAGUCCCACCCACCUUAAAAACAUACCUCCAAGACCAGGACUACAGAAGGAAUACGCGCUGUAGGAAGAAUAUUCUGCCUAACAAAUCUGAGAACAUGAGCUAUCCUGGAUACCCUCAGGCUGGUGGAUACCCUCCCCAGGCAGGAGGCUACCCCCCACAGGCCGGGGGCUAUCCUCCCCAGGCAGGAGGCUACCCCCCUCAGGCUGGUGGCUAUCCCCCCCAAGCUGGAGGAUACCCACCCCAAGCCGGAGGAUACCCACCCCAAGCCGGUGGAUACCCCCCUCAGGCCGGUGGUUAUCCCCCUCAGGCCGGUGGCUACCCCCCUCAGGCCGGUCCUGGUGGCUAUCCUCCUCCUCAGGCUGGAGGUUUCCCAUCCAUGCCCCCUGCAGGCAGUUGGGGUGGUGGCGCUGGGUUUCCCACCGUAGGUCUUGACAAUCUGCAGAACCCCGGUUUCAAUCCAGCCAAUCUUCCAGCCAUGGCUAAUCAGAUCUCAGCUUCCAUGGGAGGAUUUAAUCCAAACCCAUCCAUGUUCCCCCAAGCCCCUGGAGGGUACCCCUCUGCCCCCCAGUCUGGGGGCUAUGGGGCCCCUUCCCCUAACCAUGGCCUGUACCCGCAGCCAGGAGGGCCAGGGGUGGGUUACCCAGGUCAGCAGCCCAUGCCUGGCUACCCGCGGGCACCAUCACCCAACCCUCCCAUGCCCGGCUAUGGAGGAGGACCAGCACCUAAUCCGUCCAUGCCGGCGUACCCGCGGGCCCCAUCACCCAACCCAUCCAUGCCAGGCUACGGAGGAGGAGCCAUGCCUGUAGUUCCUGCCAUCAAUAGAGGUUUCAGGGGUACGAUCCAGACCUUCCCAGGAGCAGACCCCCUGAGGGAUGUGGAGGUUUUGAGGAAAGCCAUGAAGGGUUUUGGCACCGAUGAACAAGCCAUUAUCGAGUUGCUUGGGAGUCGGUCCAAUAAGCAACGUGUACCUUUGCUCAUGGCCUAUAAAACCUCCUAUGGAAAGGAUCUUGUUAAGGACCUGAAGUCAGAACUUUCUGGAAACUUUGAAAAACUGGUGCUGGCCAUGCUGAAGACUCCAGCCCAGUUUGAUGCAUAUGAACUUUACACUGCCAUAAAGGGAGCAGGCACAGAUGAAGCCUGUCUCAUAGAGAUCCUGUCCUCUCGCUCUAAUGCUGAAAUCAAAGAGAUAAACGAGAUCUACAAAACAGAGUAUAAGAAGAAACUGGAAGACUCCAUCAGUGGAGAUACCUCCGGACACUUCCGCAGACUUCUAAUCUCCCUGGCCCAGGGUAAUCGGGAUGAGAGAGAGACUGUGGACAUUUCCAUUGCCAAACAAGAUGCCCAGGCCCUCUAUGCUGCAGGGGAAAACAAGCUGGGAACUGAUGAGUCCAAAUUCAACGCCAUUUUGUGCGCCAGGAGCAAACCUCACCUCCGAGCAGUUUUCCACGAGUACCAGCAGAUGAGUGGCAGAGACAUCGAGAAGAGCAUUGAGAGGGAGAUGUCUGGAAAUCUAGAGGGUGGCAUGCUAGCAGUGGUCAAGUGUAUUAAGAAUACCACUGUCUACUUUGCUGAGAGACUCUACAAAGCCAUGAAGGGUGCUGGGACUAAGGACACAACCCUGAUUCGGAUCAUGGUCACUCGUUCUGAAGUCGACAUGCUGGACAUCCGCCAAGAGUACAUGAGGAUGUAUGGAAAGUCGCUGUACACACACAUCUCUGGGGACACCUCUGGGGACUAUAAGAAACUGCUGUUGAAGCUGUGUGGAGGGAGCGACUGAAGCCUCCACACAAAGGAUCUCCCAGAAGGGGGCUCUGCAUGCCGUACCCUACAUGCUUACACAUGUUUACUGAAUCGCUGUAUCUUAUCUAUGCAUCACACUCAGCAUUAUUGCAUGCUUUGCUGUUAUCAAUGCAAUCCUUUUUUAUCAAACUUCUUAUUGGGGAAUGCUGAUUUGGUUUUUCAGAGCAAUAAAGUAUAUAUUUCUAAUUAGCAUAGCAUGAGGAAGGAUAUUUCAAAAACCAUUUAGAUUGGAUUUGGUAAUAAAGAGAUAUAUACCUGUAUAUUUUAGACACAAAAAAAAACAUAUUUAAUAGUCUGUGCCAAAUACCAAUCUAGCAAAAAAACUGAUCAGAAUUCUUCAGCUAAAUACCAAAGUGGUAAGUUUAUAUUUCUGUUUAUAUAUUCUGUUAAUAUAGAGUAUAUUUUUUCGGUGUUUUUUUACCAUGAUUUUGUCCUGUCUUUGCUAUUUGCAUUAUUCUACCUUUAAUUUGUGUCUGCAUAACUCAAAGGUAAACCUCGCAGCAUACAUUUCAGUGAAAAUGUGUCUGUGAUGAUCUCAAAAUAAAUACUGAGGUUACGAAUCUUUGCUAAUUUGAUCAGUACCUAUUUUAUCAUACUCAUGAAUGCUUCCCUUUCUUGAAUCUGUUGCCCUUGAGAUUUCAACUCUAAGGUGUGCAUGGAUGCCUAGAGAUUUUAAAGAUCAGUAAUCAAAUCAUAGUAAAACCUUGAGGAGGUUACAGUACAUACAGAUAUCACAGACUCUGUUUGUGCUGAAUUCACUGUCUCCUCUGGAGGGCAGUAAAGCCUUUUUGUUGCAGAAGUGUACAAGCUACUGUUAAUAAUCCGGCUAUGUCAUGAAAACCUACUAUUGAAAAGCAACUAUAUAAUUGUGUAAAAAAAAAAAAAAUCCUCGCUCAUUCAAAAUAAACCAAUACAAUUGAUGUAUAGUGGCCUACUCUUCUAAAUGAAAAGUGAAAACAUUGAGCAUGCUUCCACACUUAUUAACUGACUAUCUACCCUCAUACGUUGAACCUAGAUAGAAAUGUAUGCUUUGUGAAGAUUCGCCUGUGUUGCAGAAUUCAGCUUUCAUUUUACAGGGGGUCUGUAAACCUCCUUUUUCUUGACUUUAAAUGUUGCACGCGUCGACUAUCCACGUGUCGAGCGCUGCGCUAUGAUCCAGUAGUUAUGGUAGUGUGUGUUUACCGCGCUAUGAUCAAUAACUCUGGGAGACAAGGCAGGGGGGACUCAGGGAAGCCUCUGGGAUGGAUUGAUGGCAUUCAUAAAUCUGCCUGGGCCACAUUAAACAUGUCUGCCAUGUCUGCCCUGCUGUCAGAGAGCUCAGGGACCUUGGUGUGACUUAUCAUUGGAUGACAGCCAUGUUGGGGGAAAUCACUUUGGAUUAUAUCACAUUAUUUAGGAUUGGCUGGGGAGAAAGUGAGGGGUGGAAGGGGGCAGAAGGCUUGGAGCCUUGGUCUUAAGAGAGCAGUGUAUUAAGAAGUGUAUUAAAGUUAUAUGUGCCUUGGUGCACCAUAGGAAAUUUAUGGCCAAAGCUUUCCGACUGAAUCCCAUUCUGAUCAUAAUUAGAGCCUCUAUUGUUUUUCCUUUUUGUCAUAUUUUAUGUGCCUGGUUUUAGGCCUUUUAAUCCACCAACGUCCUUAUUAAUAUGAACACUUUGAGCUAGGCUUGACUGUAAAUCACAAACAUCCUGUCUGAUCAUAUCAGAUACACAAACCAGGGAUUAGGCCUAAACUGCAUUGUGGAUGUAUAAUGAAAUGUAUUAAUCCAAUGGAAGACCAUCAACGUUCCCUGAACUUCCCACCCUACUAUACAGUCAAGUGCUUUAGAAAUAGAGCAGCUUUCGUCCUAAAGGACAUAUGGGGUGUUUUCAUUUAGUGGUUGUAGGUAUUGAGAUGCUGUGUGGGGAUUGUGGGAGUAGAUGUCAGUAUUUUUUUAUGCUGUGCUAUUUUAUGAUACCGUUAUUGCCUAUAGUUGCUCCUUUAAAGCCUUUUGAACAGAAAUAACAUCAAUGUCAUAUAUUUAUGCUGACAAGUAUAAAAAGGAUGCACUAUUUGGAGUUAUGAGUAAGCCAUUUCUGUGUAAAUAAAUAAAAAUGAUGUACCUUUG